CGUCUGCAUAUGCCUCCUGUUUCACAGCCUGCCACGGACGAAUAAUUCGUGCGACGUGGGACGCUAACAAUGCCGGUUCUAUUGGUGACCUCACCACCAGGUACCAGAGGAGGGGGUUCCUUUGAUGCUUUGCAAGCUUCUUGAUACGAGUAUAACAACACUUCUUAUGGAGGGUUCCAAUACAAAAGACAGACGCUGCAUCACUAAGAUCAUCGCGUCAGACAGGCACUAACGUCCUGAUCUUCAUUUCGAGUCCUCCACGCAUAUCACCUGUUGAUCAUUGCUUUCUAAGCCCCGUUGAGCGCCAGACUCAACAUGUCCGACGAGUUCAUCAUUCAACCAAACUUCGGACUCACUUUUCGCACAUUCCUGCACUCUCAAUUCUUCGGCACACCGCCAUACCUGACACACUCCUUCGCUGGUCAGACAGUAAUCGUGACCGGAUCUAACGUUGGCCUUGGAUUCGAAGCAGCUCGACAUUUCUACCGGCUCAAUUGUGCCAAAUUGAUCCUCGCCGUACGAACCGUGUCCAAAGGCCGGACCGCAAAGGAAGACAUUGUUCGAAGCGUCACGCACCGAACCGAUGGUGCCGAAGCCAUCGAGGUUUGGCCACUGGAUCUCACCAGUACAGCGUCCACGCUCUCCUUUGCUGAGAAGGUCAAGUCCGAGCUGAACCGAGUCGAUGUGGUCGUGGAGAAUGCGGGCAUUAGCACCCAAACAUUGCAUUUUACCGAAGGGUUUGAAUCGGUCAUCCAAGUUAAUGUCAUAAAUACCUUGUUACUCGCCUUGUGUGUCCUCCCCAAAUUGGCCGAGACGCAGAACAAGUUCCCAGGCUCAACUCCACAUCUGGAGAUCGUUAGUUCGGAAGUCCAUCGUUUUACCAAAUUCCCCGAGGCGAAUUCUGAGGAUAUAUAUCAGACGUUGAAUGACGAGAAAGCCUACAAUGGCUUUGAUAGGUACAAUGUGAGUAAGCUCAUGGAGGUACUCUUCGUUCGCGAACUUGUUGCUCGCCUGAGCGAGUCUCAACCUCACCCGCCACCUGUGAUCAUCACACUCGUCAAUCCUGGUCUGUGUAGAUCUUCGCUGGACCGAAGCCUGCAUCCUGUAAUGCAAUGGGCGGGUUUCGUGAUGCGCACCAUCAUUGGACGGUCAACGGAAGUCGGGUCGAGAACGCUGGUAUAUGGGGCUUGCGCCGGGCCUGAGUCACACGGCGCAUUCAUGUCUGACGGAAAGAACCAGGAGGUCGAGGCGUGGAUCUACUCUGAGACAGGCAAGAAGGUGCAGAAGAAGGUCUUUGAACAGACUAUGAGAGUCCUGGAAGGCAGACGGUUCAAAGGUGGGAAGGUUGAUUGGGGGUUGAAUCUAGGCAGGUAGUAUCGCGGCGGUCAUCACUAGCUUCCAGUUCGGCUUUCUCAAGGGCAGAGUGCUUGAUUGCCGAAGCAAUUGGUUAAUCAGAGACUUUGGCUGGUUGUGCCUAGAUGUAGGCUUCCAGUAUGCAAGCA
Exophiala xenobiotica is the source of this 1502-nucleotide messenger RNA. RefSeq lists its product as uncharacterized. Lineage: Eukaryota; Fungi; Ascomycota; Eurotiomycetes; Chaetothyriales; Herpotrichiellaceae. The record is from RefSeq and is a predicted model, not a curated record. The coding region runs from base 316 to 1374 and encodes 352 amino acids. The transcript is spliced from 2 exons.